Odontomachus brunneus is the source of this 1397-nucleotide messenger RNA. RefSeq names its product persulfide dioxygenase ETHE1, mitochondrial. Gene Ontology annotation, molecular function: sulfur dioxygenase activity. Gene Ontology annotation, biological process: hydrogen sulfide metabolic process; glutathione metabolic process. Bases 167 to 994 code for a protein of 275 amino acids. The transcript has 6 exons. The record is from RefSeq and is a predicted model, not a curated record. Lineage: Eukaryota; Metazoa; Arthropoda; Insecta; Hymenoptera; Formicidae.
UUAACUCAGUACAUUGCACAAUGUUGACUACAUAUGGACACAUUUCUAAGAAGUGACAUUGUCACAACCGAUUAUGUUAUCAUCAGUCAUCGUCUGACUUCCAGUUGUUUGAGUCGGUGUGCGAGAGGUGUGCGAGAGUUGUGCGAAAACAAAAGGUGCAUCAAAGAUGCUUCGUCAUAUUUGUCGAGUGACAUCGUCAACGAUCCUACGACCAGUCGAGACACGCACGCUACACGCCAUGGCUGACGUUUUGACGCCGCGCGUUCCCUUCUCAAAGGAUUUCCUGUUUCGCCAGUUUUUUGACCCAAUAUCCAGCACGUACACGUAUCUGUUGGCCGAUAUCAACGAUAAAGAAGCAAUUUUAAUUGAUCCUGUUAUCGAAUGGGCUGAACGUGACAAACAAAUCAUUAACGAGCUAGGCUUGACAUUGAAAUAUGCCUUGAACACGCACAUGCACGCGGACCACAUCACCGGCACAGGUCGGCUGAAGACGCUGUUACCGGGCUGCAAGUCGAUGAUAUCGCGCCGCAGCGGCGCCCAGGCCGACAUACUGCUGGAGCAGUUCGACCAGGUCCAAUUCGGCAGGCACCACCUGUCAGUGCUGCCCACCCCAGGUCACACCGAAGGUUGCGUCACGUACGUUUGCGACGAGCAGGCAAUCGCGUUCACGGGUGAUGCACUCUUGAUACGGGGAUGCGGUAGAACUGAUUUUCAGGGUGGCUCCGCCGAGAUCCUGUACAAAUCCGUUCACAAGAUGAUUUUCACGCUGCCACGGCACUACCGCUUGUAUCCGGCGCACGAUUACAACGGCAGAACCGUCACCACCGUGGCCGAGGAGAAAGCUCUUAAUCCCAGAUUGUCCAAGUCGCUGGAAGACUUCGUCCACAUCAUGAACAACCUCAACCUGCCCUAUCCCAAGAUGAUCGAUAAAGCUGUACCGGCAAACAAAGUUUGCGGUUUGUUCGAGGUUGAAGAGAAAAAGGACAAACAAUGAGAGACCAUUGACGGCACUGCAAUCAAUGCGCGUGGCGUAUCAAUAUUGUAACUUUGCUCACGCUAUUCGUGGUGUAAAUAAGGUACAGUAUGUCGGAGCAGUUUAUGUUUAUACUUUUAUGUUUAUACUUAUGUUUAUACACGAUAAGAGUAGCGCAAUUAUUCCCGACUCUAUAUGCAUGUAAUAACCGGCUAGUAUUAUUUUAAUAUCAGAGACAGACACGUAGAGCGCUACGUGCUUUUUGUCAAUAUAUAUAUAUAUAUAUAUAUAUAUAUAUAUAUAUAUAUAUAUAUAUAUACAUAUAUAUUUGCUAAAAUUGUUACGCAUAUACAUUAAAUUAUAAUUAAGCAAAUAAUAUUUGGGAACAAUAUAACUUUUUCAACAUUCGUUGAGCACGGGAUUA